GCCCCGGUUGACAGCAAUGGAGGAAAGACCGAGCAGAGGCAGGGGAGGCGGCUGGAAAAGAGGCGGCCGGGGUGGACAUGACAGCGACAGUCACGGCGGUGAACACCGCGGCAGAGGCAGAGGAGGCCACCACCGCGGCCGGGGGAAAAGAGACCACUACCGGGGUCGUGGACGCGGGGGGAGCGGCCAUGCAGCGGAGUUCCAUCACCGGAAUAAAGAUGAAGACUUUCAGGAGGAAGCAGACAACACUGAGGUGUUCUCCAGGAGGAAACUGGAGUCAAACUGGGACCGAUAUGCUGAGUCAGAGAGGCAGGAGCCUGAAGACGACACACCCACCCAGAGAGGAACAGACUACCACGUCCUGCUCGAGUCAGCAGGGGAUUCAUUCACUCAAUUCCGGUUUUCAGAGGAAAAGGACUGGGAGAUGGACUCAUUUAUAGCCAACCAGAUGUCUGCAGCGUUUGUGGACCUCCCAGCGCUCGCUCAAAGCCUCCAACAGCUGCCCCUCCAUCAGAGACUCAACCUGGAGGCCGAGCUGCUUCAGGUCUCAACACCAGUAGAGCUUCCCACUGUGACCUUCACCCAGAAACAAGAGAAGCCAAAAGCAGCUACAUUCACUCCCCCAUCCACAGCUUUAAAAGUCAACACCAGCCAGAGAGUGGCCAUAGCUACAAACCCAGCAUCAGGCUCAAAGGUUUCCUCUAAAGCUGCAGAGUCUGUGCCAGUUGAUGAUGCUGAUGAAGAGUUGGAUGAGCUGCUCGGUUUACAGAAACCGGUCCAGGCUGUUACGGGAAACCAGACUGUCGGUGAGGCAGAGGAGGAGGCAGCUGCUCCAAAGAGAGCGUGUGAGGAAGUGAAGGAGGUGGCAUUGAAGGUGACAGAAGAGAAGAUGCAGGAGGUGAAAAACCAAGAAGUCACACCUCCAAAGUCUGCUUCUGUCAGGAAGGAGGUGACAGAGGAGGACCUGGAGGACUGGCUGGACAGUAUGAUCUCCUGACUGUCAAACACUGAGGAAAGACAUCAUUAGAGACACUGGAAGUUGAUCAAAACAAACUAGAGUCUGGAUUUGAAAUCAGACUUUUGCCAAAACAAACCCAAACUUUCAGCCUGAGUGUGAAAAGUUUACAUGGUGGAUGGACUUGGUGGUUGUUUUUUGUCACUUUGCUGAUGAAAAAGUGGCAGUCAGGUCAUUUGUUUGUCUGUUUUUUCAGUGUUAGAGAUGGGACAGUAUGUCUUGAACAUUUGUGAAAAUGUUCCCUCUUCAUUUCAUGUCUCCCAGGAUUAUUCUCUGCUCCUUGUGAGACUGUGAAAGUUACACACCACAGGAGUUUCGCCUUACUGUCAGAAGGACAGACAACAUGUUUGGUUUAUUGCGUCAGUUACUUUAUUCAUUUCCUCCCCCUCAUCAAAAGAAACGCAGGAUUUUACCAAAGCUACUACAUACAUACAAAUGGCCAUACAAUAGCAGUUAACCAUUUUGUCGCCAAUAAAUCCUUGAACCAA
Molecule: messenger RNA, 1503 nt
Organism: Cheilinus undulatus (humphead wrasse)
Lineage: Eukaryota; Metazoa; Chordata; Actinopteri; Labriformes; Labridae
Gene: aven
Product: apoptosis, caspase activation inhibitor
Exons: 6
Coding region: 17-997 (326 amino acids)
Biological process (GO): negative regulation of G2/M transition of mitotic cell cycle
Source: RefSeq, a predicted model, not a curated record